This is a messenger RNA of Pelobates cultripes (western spadefoot toad), 11164 nucleotides long. NCBI's taxonomy places the organism in Eukaryota, Metazoa, Chordata, Amphibia, Anura, Pelobatidae. The record is from the annotation of a GenBank genome assembly.
GUUCAUUUUCAAGCAGUGGAAGGAGCGUUACAUUCAUCUUAGCAAGGAUGGUAGCCUCUUCGUGUCACGAGACUUAGACUCUCCUCCUGAGCUGGAAGUCUCUCUGCUCUCCCGCUGUCAAGCAGUACUGGAAGGACCAGAUUUGGGGGACAUGCCUAAACUUCCUGUGGGGACCCAAAAGGACUGCUGCCUGGGGCUCUCGUUGAAUGAUGGAAGGAAACUCCUUCUCCUGGCCCGAGAUUCACAGGACUGCAGGUAUCCAGGACUCUGACAGAGAGCACAACAAGGACACUAACAAAGGUCACAGCCAAUGUAUGCACAAUGUCAAUAUGCUUGGAGAUUAGAAUAAAGAAACACCAUUAGAAAUAAAAUGCCAAUGGCCUAAUAUAUCACUAAUUAGCCAAGAAUCCAUGAAAACAAUAUCACUGAGAUAAAUAUCCAAAGGCAUAACACCACAUGAAACAUAAGAAUAUCCCAAAGGUGUUAUUUCACAUGACAUAUAAUAUCACUCUAGGACAUAUGAUAGGUACUCAUGCACUAAUAUAAAAAAAGACCAUUCCUAAAGGCCUAUUAUCAUCAGAUAUCCUAAUGGUCUAAUAUCACAUGACCUGAUAAUAUCAAUAUCUUAAUUGAUUAAUUUCACAUGACCUAAUAAUAUCAAUAACCUAAUAGUCUAAUAUCACAUGACCUGAUAAUAUCAAUAUCCUAAUGGUCUAAGAUCACAUGGCCUAGUAAUAUCAGUAACGUAAUUGAUUAAUAUCACAUGACCUGAUAUUAUCAAUAUCCUAAUGGUCUAAUAUCACUUGAACUGAUAAUAUAAAUAUCCUAAUGGUCUAAUAUCACAUGAUGUAAUAACAUUAAUAUCCUAAUGAUCUAAUAUCACAUGACCUAAUAAUAUCAAUAUCCUAAUGGUCUAAGAUCACAUGGCCUAGUAAUAUCAGUAACGUAAUUGAUUAAUAUCACAUGACCUGAUAUUAUCAAUAUCCUAAUGGUCUAAUAUCACAUGAACUGAUAAUAUAAAUAUCCUAAUGGUCUAAUAUCACAUGAUGUAAUAACAUUAAUAUCCUAAUGAUCUAAUAUCACAUGACCUGAUAAUAUCAAUAUCCUAAUGGUCUAAUAUCACAUGACCUAAUAAUAUCAAUAUCCUACCAGUUUAAGGUCACAUGGCCUAGUAAAAUCAAUAUCCUAAUGGCCUAAUAUCACAUGACCUAACAAUAUCAGUAUCUUAAUUGAUUAAUAUCAGACGACCUGAUAUUAUCAAUAUCCUAAUGGUCUAAUAUCACAUGACCUAAUAAUAUUAAUAAACUAAUGGUCUAAUAUCACAUGAUCUACUUAUAUCAAUAUCCUAAUAGUCUAUCACAUGACCUCAUAAUAUCAAUAACCUAAUUAUCUUAUAUAAUAUAACAUAAUAAUAUCAAUAUCAUAAUGGUAUAAUAUCACAUGACCUAAUAUUAUUAAUAUCAUAAUGGUCUAAUACCACAUGGCCUAAUAUUAUUAAUAUCAUAAUGGUCUAAUACCACAUGGCCUAAUAUUAUCAUAAUGGUCUAAUAUCACAUGGCCUAAUAUUAUUAAUAUCAUAAUGGUCUAAUAUCACAUGGCCUAAUAUUAUUAAUAUCCUAAUGGAUUAAUACCACAUGGCCUAAUAAUAUCAAUAUAUUAAGAGGCACUCCGCUGCCACCUAGUAAAAAAAAUACUGUUUAGUAGAUACACCCCCAAUGUGUAUAUGCAUGUAUUAAUUGGGGGUAUAUUUUAAAAGAGUUUGAAGAGGCUGUAGUUGUUAUGAAUUGCAGCUUUUGUAAGCCCUCUCCUUUUUUUCUGGAAGAGGCUUUAAGUUUCUGGCUUGGUGGUCAUGUUCACGCGCUCCAAUCUGCAACAGAGUAUCUGGUCUGAGGUCUGUUAGGGAGGGAGGGGAAGGCAUGCUCGCAUAGGAGCUAGUGGAAGUAGGAAGGAAUUCUCACUGGCUGUUUGACAGCCAGGGGGGAGUUCCCUAGUUUAUAAAAGUGCUGAGGGUACUCCUCCAGGAUACUGCUUUUGGGUUGUGUAGCAGAGCUCCCUGUACUCCUGCUGGGUACCUCCUCCAAGGACUAGCUGGAACAGGGAAAAACCUCAGCGCUUCUGCCCCAGUAACCGUGGCUUUACUGGGGUCCUCCUGGAGCCUCUCUGUCCUGGAACAGGAUAGGGGACUAGCUUGAUUCCCUCCCAGGGACUGGACGACACAGUUCUGGGAACUCUAGUCCUUACAGGGACUUUCCCCGCCGAAUCCUCCAUGAGCUGGAACAAGGUGCUAAGCAGUGAUUAUAGCCUCCUAGUGUAACAAUACCUUACCUUUCCUCCUCGGACCCACGCAGCACGGCGUCUCUUCACUCACUUCUGGUGAGCGGCACAGCCCUUCUGACGAUGGCCGCUCACAACGCUCUCCCAUUUAUGAAACGGCGCAUGCGCGCCGUAGUCGGCAAGUAAAUGCUGACGUAGUCCAAACGCGACCAAGCCUCCGGACCUUUUGGGGGCGUGGUUUUAAAGCUAUAAACCCCACACUAUAUAACGGCGUCCCUGUCAGUUGUAAGGCACCCUAGUGUGGUUCCUGUUGGUUCCUCUAGUGCUUAUAUAUUUCUUGAGUGUUUGUUUUCUGGUUAUUGACUAUUGGCUUUCCGUUUUGACUAUUCUGCUCUCUGGUUCUCCGUAUUUUGGCUAGGUUAUAUCGUUAAUGCGUCUUCUGUAAUCCCUUGACCUCUGGCUAUCCCUUUGACUACUCUAUAACGUUAGUCCGGCCACUCUAGGGUCCGGUAUACGUCCUCCUCUGGGUUAUACUCUGUGAGAAGGGGUCACUAUCGUGACACCUAGUAACUAGACGACACAUAGUUCUGGGAGUACAACUGGUAUUAUUCCUGCCCCACACACUUUUUAUACAUUGCCCCUAGCAUGGGCUUUCUUAAUCACAAUUACAGGGCUUUUCUUCCCAAGAUCCUCUGUGCCUGAGAGAUAAUUGCGUGAGAAAAACUAUAACUCAAUUAUCUCUCAGGUACAGAAAAAUCGACAAUAUUUUAAAACAUCCAAAAAUACAUUUGAAUAACUUCAGAACCCCAUGAAAGCCAUGUAACCGAAUAGCUUGGAUCUGAGUGCACACUUUGCCAAAAUAUUACUCAGAUCCCUUUGGUGGUCGGGAACGCCAUUCGAAUUAAUCUUUCGGGGGUUCUCACACGAACACUGAUGAAUCCUCCCUUGGUUGUUAGGAUACGAAUGCUCCCCCUCUUCAGUAGUUUAUGCCUCCUGAAUGCCUUUCUCCUAACUGUUAGAGAAGUUGGAUGGGCAGCGAUACAAGUUUACCAGGCAAUCGCAGGUUUGUGUAUCCAAAAUUAGUUCCACACUUUUGAUGACCAUGUACCACUGCCCGUGUUUGGGAGACAAGAUGGUCACCAAUUGUUUAACCCCAUUAAGGACACAUGACAUGUGUGACAUGUCAUGAUUCCCUUUUAUUCCAGAAGUUUGGUCCUUAAGGGGUUAAAUACGUGCAUUCGGUUGUACGAACUGCAGCCAUACAGGGGAACACUUGAACUAAUAACCAAUUUGUGGUUAACAGCCAGGAGCGGUCGGUAAUUAGAAGGUUCGAACAAGGGGACCACACGGAGUUGAUUCGGUGAAUGAACGAGGCCGUUCGGACAGCCGAACAAAAUGGAAUAAAAGUUUAGCUAGUGCAUCCAUUCCGCUACAGGGUGUGAAGUGGUCCUUUAAUGGUCUGAUGUCAGAUGACCGAAUAAUGUAAACAGAUUUUACUAUUUGACCAACUGCUGCUCGACCUAACUUGCUGCUGCUGUGAUUGCUUUGUGUGAAACUGUAGCAGCAGACAAGUUAGGUUGCGCAGUAGGUUUUCGGAUAACAGUAGAAUUUGACCAAUUUUUUUUUUUUUUUAAUUCAUGAUUUUUGAAAAUGUCAAUUAAAUUACAUUUCAUAACUAUCUCUUAAUCACUUCAUGUCAUUGAUAUGGUUUAAAGGAACACUAUACAAAUCUGUAUUCCUAACCCUUUAGUGUCCCUUUCCAUAACUUAAUAGGUCCUCCAUCACUUACCUCUUUCCAGCACCAAGGCUCCAUUGAUGUUGGCCAGGUUUCCUCUCAUGAUGUCAUGGCGAUGGUGGGAGCUAAUGCUCACCGAGAACGCAUUAAAGCUUCCCCACAGGAAAGCAAUGAUUCAGUCCUUUCCUGUGGGGAAUUUAAAAAUGCUAGAUGUCCUCAUAUCCAAUGUUGUUUAAUGGAGUAAAAACAGAUUUGGAAGCACCUGUAGGGGCUGUUUGAAAGUCAGUCGCUAGAGGUGGAGUUAACUAUGCACUGUAAUCAUUACAGAUUCUCAGAAACUGCACUAGCCGGGUUAAACAGACGGGGAUCACUGCAUCCAGAUCACUUUAAUAAGAUGGAGUGGUCUGGUUGCCUAUAGAGUCCCUUUAAUAUCUUAUUGCAGAAAGUCUGAAAGAACUAACAUAAAUAUCAAAGUUGCUUCAUUUUAAAUGGAAGAUGCAGCAGUUCUUAUCGUGUAAUAUCAGAUGAUGGGGAAUAUAAUAUCUUACUUUGUACUGUAUGAUCUGUAUAAACAGGACUCUGAAACUCUGAAAAAGGUUUAUGCCACACAGCAGAAAUACUGACAGGCAUUGUUACAAUUUACAUUGUAGAAUUUUUCUUAUCACAAGUAGGAAAUUAAUCAACAAGACAUUAACUUGUAACAUUCUUUGCACAAAAUAAUUCCAAUAAUUUGCCCUUUAGUACACCACUUUAUAAGAAAUUGUUAUGACAAAAGUUAUGUUUUGAACAUUGAACAUUAAGGUUCCAGUGGUGCUCCAGCUAACCUGUCUGUGUGUGUGUGCGUGUGUGUGUGUGUCUGUGCGCAAGUGUGUGUAAUUGUAACUGUCAAAUAAACUGAAACAUUUUUAUAAAAUGCACAAAUAUAAACAUAAUUACAAUGUGAUUUUGGUUUAAUUCCUAAUUUAACAUUAAAAUAAGAACACAGGUUUCUGGUGAUCAUGGGCUCUAAACUGAUAUUUCCAUUAUUUACAGCAAAUGGAUAAAUAUCCUCCGAAAAGUGAGAGAGGUGAGUGAUAUGAUUCCCUGUACCAGCAGGUCUGUCGAUGUAUGAGGUAAUAACUGGAAUUAAGCCACAAGAACCCAAGGUCUUCCUAACACAACUUAAAAACUAACCGCUGGGCCCUCGAGAACCGUCAUGGUUUUCACCCCACUGAUGGAAGCCCUGGCUGCUUUUUAUAGAAUGUAUGUGAUGCAUGUAUACAGAAUGUAGAAGUGUAGUUCUCUGCCUCUAGAGAUUGUUUUACCAGAUACUAUACAGAUUUGAUUUUUUGGGGAAAAACAUACUAAUGACGGAUGAAAUAGUUAAUAUGUAGGUAAACAGACGUUAAUUCAAGAAGACAGCUGACAUUUUGUAUUCACGAAGGAAGUUUUGGCAAAGUUGAAAAUUGCUUCAAAUUAGGAGUUUUUUUUCCCGAUUUCAUAUCACCAACAGAAAGAUAAAUGUGUGAACGACAAUCAUGAUCGAAUUGAGCAGUUUUUUGAGCCUCUAAUCUUAUGUAACUGUAUAAAUGUCGAUGGUUCCCAUUCAAUGUUAAGGCCAGUUAGCAUUUUUCCUAACUGAAUUUUUUAUUGGGAAAAACAAACCUGAUGUACAUUAUUUAAAAUACCAACAAAAUCUGUAACCUUUUUGGUACCAUAAAAGUUGCAAAGAAAAUGUCGGAUGUCAGUCUUUUUUAGAAUGGCUUGAGGAUUGGACGAUCAACAUAUUUUACUCCAUUAAUAUACUGAUGGAGCUUGUUCUCAUUUUUAUCUGGAGAUUAAAAGAAACCAAGAAAUCGGCAGCACAGGAUGCAACAGGAGUCCUAACAAAACCCAGGUACAUUCCACAUUAAAGCAUAGAAUAUAGAGCCUUCGCUUCCCGACAGCCACAGUAACAAGCCCUGUUAGUGGAAUCGCAACUAGGAUGACUCAGGCGUGAAACAUAGCCAUAAAUUGUCCAUAAAUGCAAUGUGAAAUGUAAACCAAGGAAUAAAAGAAUGUAGGAGAUGAAAUCAAAUGGUUUGUACAAGGUCAUUGCUUCAUAGUGACAAAGACGAUAAAAGACAACAAAUCACGACUCUUCCAGAAUAAAUUGAAAAGGUUCCAGGUUACACUAACACAAGCACUCAGUAAAUCUAGGAUACGAAGUAUGGCAUACAAACAAUAACAAAUGAGUCUAAAAUGUCCCUUCUUAGGGCACCUGUAUGCCCAAAACUACUUUAACUCUUAAUAAAGAUCGUGAAAUGUCAUUUUUACAUUGUGCUAGAAAUUUAACUAACAAAAGUAUAGAUUUCAACAUAUGUUUUCUGCCACCUGCCAAUCAAUUCUCUAUCUCUUAGUCAAGUAAUUGAUUGUUAAAGGAGAGAAUAUACCACCCAUAUGUGGUCCUUCUACUCCCCACCCAUAGCAACCACCACAUGCUGUGAUGCUAUGGUAAUUCAGUAGAAGGUGCUGCUAGCACUCGUAAGAGAGUACAGAAAGAGAGUCUCUGACAUCACUCCGUUUAGAAACAGGCACCUCGCAAUGAAGUCAGCAUGUCGGCAUCAUGGAAGGGGUUUGCUCUCUUGGAGACGUGUCCCCAAGAAGGGCAAAUAAGUAAAGAGACAUGGUGGACAAGAUACGAGUGUUAACAAAGUGUGAGAUCGCAGCUAGCGGGGGGCAGGGGUCAGGUAAGUGUUCACAGGAUUCCUUAUCCUUACAGGAGGACUUAGUGCGAAACAUUACAAUAGGAGUCAUAUGAUUUAUAGGAGUUCCAGGACCUUCCUGGGAGUAAUAAGCUAAAAGUGAAAAUAGUGAGAAUGAAAUAAAUAAAGAGUCCCUGAGAAUUGCAGAUCCUCAUAAAUUCUGGGAGUAGAGAAAACAAACAAAAUAAAGCAUAAUAAACAACUGUUGCAAAGAAUGUUUUUUUAAGAAAGUAAUUUGGGCACCAAAGUCAGAUAUAAAAUAUAUAACAACAAAAAUAACCCUGGAAAAAGUAUUUGAAAGGGAAUGUACUGAAAACCUCACAGUAAUCAAUGUGGAGCAAGCAAAUAUGUGUCUUAAGCAAGUACAAAGUAAGGAUGAUAAAAUAGAGCGAACAAAUAAAACCAGAUAAGGACACCCUGGAGAAGUCAAGGACAGAACAAGGGAAGUUAUGAGAUAAGAAAUUAAAAAGAGAAGAUAGGCCUGGAAACAAGGAUGGAAAUCUAAAACCAAUUGUCAUUAAAGUUCCCGUGCCAUAGCCUCCUGGAGAUGGUUGAAGGCUAGCCUCCUGCCCAGAGACCAUGGGCCCCAUCACCAGCAUUAAAAUGAUGCAUAGCAUAUGGGAGUACUUUGUGUUAUUGUGAGGUUCACUCUUGGAGACACAAACAAAUCUCGGAGAAGAUACUUUCUUUCAGAACUCCAGACAGUAUUCCCCCUGGGGAUUUUCCUAGUUUGCUCAAUCUCGUGGAAGAGCUAUUGAAGGUUCACAGGUUCAGAUCAAGGAAGUUGGAGGAAGAUUAACAACAUUCUUUCUGACCUGGACCAUGACUAUAUCAGACUCUUGGUUAUUAAAACUGAUACAAGAUGGAUGCUCUCAUGUAUCAUCAUAUAAGAUCAGUCCUAUGAAGUUACUCAAAUGCAAAGCCCAUCCAGCCCGGGUUAUUAUGAGCACCCUAGGAUUCAUGACUUUUUGUAUAGCCCUUGUCAGAUGGGCCUACUGGCACACCAGAAAUCUACAGUUGGAGUUACUAAAUUUGCCCAGAGUUAUAUUGGGAUCAAAGAAAUUUCCCAAUCUAUCUUCCAAAAAAGUGAAACACUCAAACAAAAUGUGCAAAAACAGAAGCCAAAAACAUCUAAAUCAAUUUAAAUAAAUUAAAGCACAUUGAUAAAUCUAUAUUUGUUUUCACUUUGUGAAGAUGUUCAUUUGGCAUUUUAUCUUCCACCUCUCUCUUCCUAUCCAUGUCAGAGUCUAUCCAUGCCUCCCUUAUCUCCAACAAGCUGCAGGCUUCAUCCCAACUCCCCCAUUAGAAGGUGUUGCUGGAGAGAUGUUUCUACUCAGACCAAGGACAAGACCCAAGGAAAAGAAGGUAGGUGUCAUCUCUGCAAAGUAGCUUUUUUUUGCAUCCUCCAGCAAAUCACUAAUCUUGGGCUUUCUCUUUAGAUAAAAUGGCUCAGUAUAAGGAAAAGUGUCCUGCUCGCUGCCUUCGUCACAGCUCUCAGUCCCACUGGGGAGUGAAGACAGCAUGUGUGCUCAUGGGAGAAGCUGCAGCUGGUCCAACACUUGCUUACAUGGUGACUACAAGUCACAGUGCUCGCCCAGCCGAAACUACUUCUACCCCAGAUUAUCGAGGGCUGGGCUACAACCAUUCUUCUGACAUAGAGGGAUGUCAGUACGAUGUGGAGUUUGAAGGCAUGGACCAGGAUUACAAUGCCUUUGACUUUGGUGGUUUUGCCUUUUGAAACUUGUUUCGAUUGUUUAGCCUAACUCCUGGUGGUCUUUCUAGAUAUGUUUCCAAUCUUGAAUAUAAAAAGUAAUUAGACAAUGCUUAAACAGUGGUUAAAGUAAAUUGUCAUAUUCUGUGUUCCUCUACUGUAGCAGAUAUGGUUUAGGUUACAUGGCCUGGGUCAAACAUAACAACCAUUCCUGUAGGGUUACAGAAUGGUUGUUUCAAAAGUAGUAUUUUAUCAUUUUUAUUUUAGAUACCCAUCUUAUUUUAUAAAUACUUUUUCUAACAUUACUCAUAUACAUUUAGAGCAAUGAAUACUUUUCUUUUUCCAAUGUCAACUUGUAGGUCCUCGUUCUGACAUGCAGACACCAUGAAGAAGACCCAUCCUAUUCAAUAAAGUUCACGUCUAUACUAUCUCUCUAUAUCACUGUAUCCCUGCCAAUAGCUUCAAUGGGCAGAGACACCAAUAACUUAUUUUAUAUAGAUGGACAUAAAAGCAGAGGAUACAAGAUAGCUUCUAAACAAAGUACAUAAAACAAUAUAUAAAGAAGAAAAAUGCUGGCAUUAAUUUAGACAAAAAAAUGUUAAUGAUAAAUAAUCUCUAUUUUAUUACAUCCAGCUUACAACCAAUGCUCAGAAACACAUAGCUGAGCAUGUGUACUUCAACCUUUGUGGCAACUUUGGGAUUACCUCUCACUACUUGUGAAAUUUUGCAGUCAGGAAAAGUCCGUUACUCACUGGAAGUAAUGUCGAGCACGGUAACGAUACCAGCUCAUACCAUGUAGCUUGCAACAGGAAUCUUACACUUCAAAUGUUAGAGUUCUGAAAAUAAGUUAGGAAUAACAAGCAGCAUAAAAUAAAAUGUAUGUUAUGAGAGGGUGAAAAACUAUUCUUAAGUCAUGCUUAGAAUAUCCCUUUAAGGACAACUAAAAACCAAUAAGAGUCUAUGCCAUCAUAACAAUCCAAAACGGAACUUCUAACUCGUUUUUUGUUUAUUGCUUAGUUUGCAAAGAUAAAUAAGCUGGAAAAUGUGUCUUUUUGAAAGAUCGUUAGGGGCCAGAUUGCAAAGACCAUAAAAAUAUACCCUUGGCCCUUAAGGGACACAUUCCCUCCGAUGACUAGCAAACUAUGUAACUGGCAUGUUUUAUACAAAUAAGUGAAAAACCUGUGUUUGUCUUCCUGUGCCAAUCUUUGUGUAGCUCAUAGAAAGUAGCGAGAUUCAGUCUUUUUUCCUUUAUACUAGUUUAUCGAGUUAUGUUCGAUCCCUACUUUUUUUAAUGUACCCAGGGUAGAUCACAUUAUAAACAUUAUAAUAAUUGCAGCCAAUUAUUACCUUUUCUAAAGCUCCAUUCUCUAUGAUAGAUUGCUAGCCUUAGUGCAGCAGAUGUUUGGUUGCGAGAGACUGCUUGACAAAUCAGAAAUAGAAUAAUAUAACAGAUUACAUUCACAGAUCUUUAAACCAGGAAUGACCAGAUUGGUUGUUUGUUCCCCAUAUUGUGGAAUUCAUUACUUUAUCAUCUUGUCUACUUGAGAUGAAACGCGUUAGGCAAAUGUUAAACUAGUGAUAUUUUUUAAUGGCUACGCUUGUGUCUUGAAGGCAUUGUCGAGUAAAACAUGUUUCAUUGUUCCCUUAACCCAAGUAGACCUUAGUAAAUUUAUGUUUUUAUCAUAUUUUUGCUGCGCAAUCUUGAGCACUUCUAUUAUUUUCAAAAUCUGAGAACUAGCAUUGGAGAUCUGGGAAGGUACGUCUUGAUUAGAGAUAUAUUCUCUUUUUAAAAUGGUUUCUGGUUUAUCAAGCAAAAUGUAGGUACAAACAUGUUUUAAGGCUUCAAUUUAAUUUGUUUGAAUCAGAAAUUAUUCCAAUCUGUUCUGUUGUUAUUAUUAUUAGUAUUAUUAUUGCCAUUAAUAUAGCGCCAACAGAUUCCGUAGCGCUUUACAAUAUUAUGAGAGGGGGAUAUUACUAUAAAUAGGACAAUUACAAAAAACUUACAGGAACGAUAGGUUGAAUAUCUACAGAAGUCACCAUUAAAAUGCGUCGGUAUUAAUUUGAAAAAUGUUGUAUAAUUUCUGAUGCCGAAUGAUUGAGACGUAAUUUUGAUUAUCAUUUAUAUAGAGACAUGCAACUUUAGAAUGUAAAUAAAUACAGUUUUGUUCAGGUUUGUGAGACUAUGGCACUGAGCAAUGGGAGCAAUGAUCCCCUUCUUCCAAUACUUAGCCCUGGGUGGCUGAGAUUAAUGUGCAUUACAAUAUGUGCCAACAGAACCGACUUUGCCAGGACAGUUACGCAUUUCAGACUGCAGGAGGGAACUGGGUACUAGGAUCGUAAAGUCAAGGUCUGCCCAUUGCUUUCUGCCCUGUGCAGCCUGCUCUCCAGUGCCCACUUCUGUACCGGUAGGUGGUCAGAGAAUAUUAACAGGUAUGCGUUGCUGAAAUGGAUCGUCUUAAUUUCUAUACAUCGUUUUUCAGAGACACACUCCGCAGAAGCUCAGAAAUUCUGAGAAAUUUUAAAAUUAUUCUUCCCCUAUAUAUAAAGAAAAUCUUUGCUUCAUUGCUCCUUUGAUCAGAACAUUUGCCAAUAAGCACUUACCUGCCUACAAUAAUGUUGUUCUGUUACUGUGUAAUAUUCUCUGAGGAGUCUCAGCUCCUGUGAUGUUUGGUGCAUGCAGUGGCUCUCAUUGUGCUAUAUUAAAAAUAUAUGUCUUUUCAG